Messenger RNA from Capsicum annuum, 610 nucleotides. Its product is annotated as non-specific lipid-transfer protein 1. Lineage: Eukaryota; Viridiplantae; Streptophyta; Magnoliopsida; Solanales; Solanaceae. The coding region runs from base 37 to 387 and encodes 116 amino acids. Gene Ontology annotation, molecular function: lipid binding. The transcript is spliced from 2 exons. The record is from RefSeq and is a predicted model, not a curated record. Gene Ontology annotation, biological process: lipid transport. Gene Ontology annotation, cellular component: membrane.
CAAAUCAAAUUAUUGAAAGAAAACCACAAAGUAAAGAUGAAGGGAAUCAUCAUUUUGACCAUUGUAGUUUUGGCCAUGAUUCAGCUCAUGUUUGAGCCCGGACAAGCACUCACUUGUGGACAAGUAGACGCUUCUUUGGCACCGUGCAUACCAUACCUUACGCAAGGAGGUGAGCCAGGUGCAGCUUGCUGCAGUGGGGUGAAAAGCCUGAAAGGAAUGGCUCAAACCACAGCUGAUAAAAAGGCAGCAUGCAAUUGUGUCAAGGAGGCUGCUAACCGGUACGCAAGUCUUAAAGAUGAUGCAGCACAAGCUCUUCCCAGCAAGUGUGGUGUCACCUUGGAUACCCCUAUCUCCAGAAACGUUAACUGUGAUGCCAUCAGUUCUUAAAACACAGGAGGAAAACUAUGAGCACACACGCAUCUGCAAGAAAAUAAAAAGGAUGACAUCUCAAUGACUCCUUAUAGGCUUAUACGUCUACCGUCUACCUAUAUUGUACUUCUUUUCUUGUAUAUGUAAAAUAAAUGGUUCUGGACUUCAUGACAUCUGAGAGCCAUUUUUCAGUACUACUACUCUAAGCUUCAUAAAGUUAUUCAAGCUUUGUUAUGCGGAU